CUCUCCCUUCGGCGGAAGCAGCAGCCUGGAUGGCGGGUCGGGGCGCCCUGCACAGAAGCGUGGUGGCCCCCGCGGGAAGACAUUCCGCCUCGGUCAUCUUUCUCCACGGUUCAGGUGAUACUGGCCAAGGAGUAAGAGCCUGGAUCAAUCAAGUUUUGAAUCAAGAUUUGUCGUUCCAGCAUAUAAAAGUCAUUUAUCCAACAGCUCCUAUCAGGCCAUACACACCUAUGAGAGGAUCCUUGUCCACUGUGUGGUUUGACAGAUAUAAGAUCUCGAACGAUUGCCCAGAACAUAUUGAAACCAUUGACUCGAUGUGUCAAGAGCUUACAAGUUUGAUUGAUGAUGAAGUUAAAAAUGGCAUCAGGAAGAACAGGAUACUCUUGGGUGGUUUUUCAAUGGGAGGAGGCAUGGCAAUGCAUUUAGCAUAUAGAUAUCACCAAGACGUGGCAGGUGUGUUUGCUCUUUCAAGUUUUCUCAACAAGAACUCUGCUGUCUACCAGGCAUUGAUGAAGAAUGAAAGGGAACUGCCAGAAUUAUUUCAGUGCCAUGGAACUGUUGAUGAACUAGUUUUGCAUUCCUGGGGUGAAGAGACCAACAGGAUGUUGAAAUCUCUGGGAAUACCAACAACAUUUGUUAGUAUUCCACACCUUUAUCAUGAACUGAACAAAAGUGAGCUAGAAAAACUGCAAGCUUGGAUUUUGAAGAAACUGCCAGAGAAGUCAAAUGAUGAAUGACAAAUAAAGGAAAGUACUGUGUGUUUGAUAUGCAUAACUACCAUUUCACACAGAUUUCAGUGUUCCAUUACUUUUAACUUUUAUAUUGCGGUUACUCCCUGUUAACAGAAAUACAUUUUAAAAACUAGCACGAGAUUUUUUUUAAAAAAAUUAUUGUAAUGAUAACACGAAUGUUUUGUUUAUAUGUAUCAUGUGAUAUUAAAUGGCAUAAAAUCU
Eublepharis macularius is the source of this 950-nucleotide messenger RNA. It is a transcript of the gene LYPLAL1, whose product is annotated as lysophospholipase like 1. The record is from RefSeq and is a predicted model, not a curated record. Gene Ontology annotation, biological process: protein depalmitoylation. Bases 30 to 734 code for a protein of 234 amino acids. Gene Ontology annotation, molecular function: carboxylic ester hydrolase activity; palmitoyl-(protein) hydrolase activity. The transcript has 5 exons. Gene Ontology annotation, cellular component: cytoplasm. Lineage: Eukaryota; Metazoa; Chordata; Lepidosauria; Squamata; Eublepharidae.